Molecule: messenger RNA, 2403 nt
Organism: Erinaceus europaeus (western European hedgehog)
Lineage: Eukaryota; Metazoa; Chordata; Mammalia; Eulipotyphla; Erinaceidae
Gene: TMEM267
Product: transmembrane protein 267
Exons: 3
Coding region: 359-1006 (215 amino acids)
Source: RefSeq, a predicted model, not a curated record
ACGGCCCCCGAACUCCGUCCCGCGCUUCCGCUCGCCGCCGCGGCUCCGUCGGAGGGACCACGCACGCACAGGUCUGACAGGACGGGGCCAGCCGGGCUCGUUCCGCUCCUCGCCUCGCCCGGUCGCGCUGAGCGCCUCCUCCGGGACUCGGGGCGGCGGAGAGCCGAGGGCACCUGCCGCCCCCCGACAUCGACUCCCGUCGGCUCAGAGGGCCGCCACUGUCCCGACGUCCUCUGGGCCGGCGGCGCGCCGGAGCCGCUCUGGCCCGCGACCGCGUCUCUAUGGGUGACUGGGAGUGUGGACAGGAAUGAUCCGUUUGCUUCCCGAUGGCUCUUGGUAGAAACUGGCGCGGCUUGUGAUGGCGUCUGAGACGGAGAAGACCCGCGCUUUGCUUCAGUCUUGCAGUCCGCAGUCUCUCAUGUGCAGCCUCGGGCUCGGGGUGUUUUGUCUAGUGGUGGACAGACUUCUUCAGUUUCCUGUCAUUCAGCAAAGCGACUGGCUUCGGGCCCUCUCGGACAAUGCGGUGCACUGUGUGAUUGGCAUGUGGUCCUGGGCCAUAGUCACUGGCAUCAAGAAGAAGACUGACUUUGGGGAAGUUCUUUUCGCGGGAUUUCUGGCCUCUGUAAUUGACAUUGACCACUUUUUCCUAGCUGGAUCCUUAUCUUUAAAGGCCGCCUUGACCCUUCCUCGGAGACCUUUCCUUCACUGCUCCACUGUGAUCCCCGUUGUGGCUCUGACCCUGAAGCUUGCCAUGCACCUGCUCAAGCUCAAAGACUCUUGGUGUUUCCUGCCCUGGAUGCUGUGUAUAGCCUGGAGCUCGCACCACAUCCGAGAUGGGAUCCGGCACGGGCUGUGGUUAUGUCCGUUUGGAAAAACCUCUCCUUUGCCAUUCUGGCUUUAUGUGAUCGUCACGGCAUCGUUACCUCACGUCUGUUCCGUGGUGAUGCACUUAACAGGAGCCAGACAAAUCAUGUCUUCAAAACAUGGAGUUCUUAUUGAUGUCUGAGGUAGCCCUGUGGCUGUGAGACACACAGUUCAGGCAGUGGCCAUGAAAGGUAGCUAAUUCUUAAGGUGGAUUUAUUUAAGAAGAAAAUAGGAGGCACUUAUAUUAAUCACAACGCUCUUGCUCAGGUGGCAUGUACAGUGUUUGAAAGGUAUAUAUUUGGUGACUCUACUUCUCCUAUAGCACUUGUGCAAUACUAGACUUUUAAUUAAUCUAUACUAUAUUUUUAUAGUCUUCUCUCUCUUUGGAAGGAGGGGAGUGCUAGGGCCAGUACUCAGGGCCUCAUGCAUGUGUUACCGUUCACUAAGCUACAUUCUGGCCUAGUGUUUCUGAGUUUCCUAAGAGGUCUACUCGACCAGCAUCUGCUUCAGCUUUCUGGAACUACCCCUUUUCAUGAUCUCCUAGUAAGAAGAGUUCCAGUCUUAGGGGGAGUGAUUUGCAGUAGGUUAGUGUUGUCUCUGGAACUCCUGUUUCCUGAGGUAUUAAAGUAGUAGGAAGACCACAACAAUGAGAUGAUCAAUAUGAUGUCUAGUGAAUGCUGACAUCUGUUUACUUCUUAUAUGUUGAUCUUGACUGAGAUUUAAUUUGCAUAGAACUUCAAUGAGCUGUGGUCGCUGGCAAAAUCUGCCUCAGUCCUCUUGUGACAAAUCAUUACAACAUUCAUAAAAGGCACUAACUAACAUUGGACAUAGGCAGGUAUUUAAGAAAUCGCUCUGCAGAAUAAUUAUGUUGACUAUAUACAAAUCUCACGUGGAGUAUUAUUUUCUCAUUGUCUUUGUCCAAGACUCUCACCUGUUACAGUGCUAGCUGUUAGGAACACUAUAGGUAAACUAAAUGAAAUGUUCACUAAGUUCUAACUUUAAAAUAUUGAUAUUUGGGGGGCUGGGUGGUGGUGCACCUGGCUGAGUGCUCACAUUACAGUGCGCCGGGACUGGGGUUCGAGUCCCCGGUCCCCACCUGCAGGGGGAAAGCUUCACGAGUGGUGAAGCACGGCUGCAGGUGUCUCUCUGUCUCUCUCCCUCUCUAUAUCCCCUCCCCUCUCAAUUUCUGGCCGUCUCUCUUCAACGAGUAAAUAAAUAAAGAUAAUUAAAAAAAUAAAAUAGAAUGUUGAUAUUUGGCAGAUGACCAUAAAGUUUGAAUUCUUAUCAAAAAGGGACUUCCCAGGAAUGUACGUGAAGGUUCUCUUAAACUUAGCAGCCGUCCGUCAAUUUGUCUAUAUACUAUUAUAAACUAUUACACCAGUCAAAUCACUUUUUAAAAUCUGCCUGUUACUGAGACAUAAACAUUCCUUUCAUAGUAGAAUAGUUUUAGGAGACUGCUUUUUUAUUUGGUUCUUUCUAACUGAUCUUCUGUUAAACAUAAUACGGAGGGAGUCGGGCGGUAGCGCAGUGGGUUAAGCG